AUGUCGAUGGCUGAGAGGCAGCUGGUGGGCGUGUACAGCGCCUUUGGUGGAUGGUGUUGGGGAUGGAUGGCCGGGGUGGCGUCACCUGGGGAGAAGAGGAAGGGCUCUUUCCAGCAGCAGCGCCGGGUCACCUCCUCGGAUAGGGGAUGGCAGGGGAUCGUUGAUGAGCGAGAAAUGUGCAUGUCGGAUGUUAAUGUCAUUUCUGUUGUUGCUCGUGCUAUUGAUGGGGUUGGGAGGAUUGGGGUGGCCGCAGUCGUCCUGAGCAGGUGCCCCUUUCCUGGGCUCACGGUGCACAUGUCGAGCAGUGACACUUGCGGGCUAAGCCGGCUAGGCCUCACUGCUGCGGAUUCCAAGGUGAUCCUUGGCCAACUGAGCCACUCGGGUCGCAUUGCUGGUUGGGCCUUCGCAACCCUGCGCUGGCAAUCGCCUGCCCUGGGCUUGACGGCUCUGAAUGAGCACAUUUGGGUGGAGGCCAGCAAGGCCAGGUUUUGGAGUGAGACCGCCCCUUGCAACUCGAUAUCAGACGUGCUGGAGCCGUUGCAACCGCAGGCUAUGGCGACCAACCAACCUGGCACAUUCCCCCCUGCAGUCAACGGCGGCCCGCUUGCAACUGAUGAUAGCAAACGGUUGGAGUUUGAGACAUGCAUGGAGGUGCGACUAUCGGCUGCGCGAGCAGAGGCAUCCAAGGAUAUCCAGAGCCGCAAAUUAUGA
Symbiodinium natans is the source of this 711-nucleotide messenger RNA. The record is from the annotation of a GenBank genome assembly. Lineage: Eukaryota; Dinophyceae; Suessiales; Symbiodiniaceae.